Molecule: messenger RNA, 621 nt
Organism: Metarhizium brunneum ARSEF 3297
Lineage: Eukaryota; Fungi; Ascomycota; Sordariomycetes; Hypocreales; Clavicipitaceae
Source: RefSeq, a predicted model, not a curated record
AUGUCUCAGACCCUUGGAUUGGUAAGUUUUGCGCUCUUGGCCAGCCAUCUUGUUGAAGCCGUCGUUGGCAGCCGCCUCCUAACCAAACUCGCACUUUGCCAGACUCGCCUCGCCUAUUCACGGGUAUGGCAUCAAAUAUCCGCCUCCAAACCUCACCAGACCCUCACAACCCAGCCAGACGUCACGCCGCCGUCUCUGGGACGGUUAGCAUCUCGAAUAGCCGUGCUUCUGAUGGGCAAGCACAAGCCGAUCUGGGACCCUUCGACAGACUGCGGAGACUAUGUCGUCGUGACGAAUUGCGCGGCGCUGCACACAACCGGCCGAAAGAUGUGGCGAAAGUCAUACUACAGACACACUACGCGACCCGGAAGUCUGAAGGAGCUCACGAUGGAUGCACUCAUGGAGAAGCAUGGAGGCGGCGAGGUUUUGCGAAAGGCCGUACGGGGCAUGCUGCCCAAAAACAGACUGCGGGACAAGCGGCUGGCGCGAUUGAAGGCCUUUGAGGGCGAUGCGCACCCGUACAAGGAUAAUUUGGUGCGGUUCGGUGGUGUUGUAGUUGGCAGCGAAGGUUGGCAGCAGGCAGUGGAGAAGAUUAGAGAGUCCGACAAGAAGCGGUUAUGA